Molecule: messenger RNA, 1428 nt
Organism: Microthlaspi erraticum
Lineage: Eukaryota; Viridiplantae; Streptophyta; Magnoliopsida; Brassicales; Brassicaceae
Source: the annotation of a GenBank genome assembly
AUGGCGGAGACAUCGAAUUCGAUUUCGUUCGAGGAUCUUCCUUCUCACUUGAUCCUGAAGGUGUUGACUUGCGAUCGACUUAACGGGAUCGACUUAGCUAGCAUAGAAAUGACAUCCAAGCUUUUCGGAUGGAACCAACAGAGCUCGGAUUUCAAGUCUCUAGCUGAUAAUGCUGCGUCUCAGUUAACCUCUCUGCACCCUGUCUUCGUCAGUUUGCCUCUGCACAAUCAGGAAGCACUCGUCGCGAGAUGCGAGGGAAACUGGAAACGAGUCUGGGGGUUUCUCAAGUCGAUUGUGGAAUCGUCGGAUAUGGUGGAGACCUCUAAAGGAAAGAUGAAAGUAACGAUGGGAAAGAAACACACAAUGGUAAUCAAAGACUCAAAGGUGUACUCUUGUGGUAAAAGUGACGAUGGAGCUCUUGGUCAGGGUCCGGAAACAAGAAAAUGUGCAAGAUUGACGCCAAUAGUGUUCCCUUUCUCUGCGAAAGUGGUUCAAGUAUCAGCCAGCGAGUAUAACAGCGCUUUCGUAAUGCAGUCUGGAGAGGUUUUCACAUGCGGUUGUAAUCACUUGGAUGAUGCUGAUACAUACCUUCCAGUACACAGGCCUAGGCUCGUUGAGGCUUUGAAGGAUACUCCUUGUAAGCAGGUGGCUACUGGAAGCUACUCGACUGUGUUUCUGUCAAGGGAAGGGCAUGUGUAUACAGCUGGAUGGAACGAAUAUGGGCAGCUUGGUCAUGGCGAUACAAUGAAGAGACCAGUGCCCACGGUUGUUGAAGUGCUCAAGAACAUUGGGCCGGUUGAGCAAAUCUCGGCUGGACCGUACUUUGUCUUGGCUGUAACCGAGGAUGGAUCGGUUUACUCUUUUGGAAGUGGUAUUGAGCACUGUCUUGGUCAUGGAGAGUUAAUGAAUCAAUUCGAGCCACAUGUUAUUCAGGCUUUUAAAGCCAACGGUGUUCAUAUACUUCGUGUAUGUGCUGGUUAUGGACAUGCCGCCGCUAUUGACUCCAAUGGUUAUGUCUACACAUGGGGUAGAGGUAAGUCAGGCGCUCUAGGGCAUGGUGACCAGAAGGACCAGCCCAUUCCUGAGAUUGUGUUCGGUCUUACGAACCAUUUAGCAGUGCAGGUUUCUGCAGGUUUUAUGAGAACUUUUGUUGUGGUGGAAAGCGGUUUGGUGUAUGGGUUCGGGGCCUCUAAGUUUGGUAGCCUCGGUCUCAUUGGUGAAGGACAGGCUGGUGAAGUGGAGCAGCCACGAGUCCUGGAGUGUCUCAGACCGCACCGUGUAUCGCAAGUCAGCUCUGGUUUGGCUCAUACUAUGGUUGUUACUCAAGAGGGACGCUUGUUGGGGUUUGGAGAUAACAGAGAUUCUCAGCUCGGCUAUCACUCCAUUCAAUCAGGCCUAGAACCUACUGAGAUUGUUCUCAGUCCUUGA